AUGGCGAUGUCUGCAACUCGAAGAGUCGAAGAAGCUUUCCGUAGCCUUUGUCAUCGUCUGCCUCGCACGUGGAAACCUCAUCAGACCCAUGUUGACAACAGGACCGAACCCUCGAUCCUGUCAGUCAAGACGGCCAACAGCAGUGGCUCCUCGGGUCAUUGCUGGCCAAGUCUCGUCCGAAUGAAGGGCCUGGCGCGGCGUCAUGGGUCGUACCAGCUUUUCAGUGCAACACCAACACCUCCAACAAUAGCGAUUGCUGCGCCAACACCAACAACAACAACAACACCACCACCACUGUCAAGUCGUGCCGCAACUUUUGUUCUGUCGCGAAAACACCUCUCAACCGUUGGCAUCAUCCGCUACGGUCAUGCUGCUCGUUUUGCAUUUCGGUCAUUCUCGAGUACAAGUGUCAGUUACGCCUCGGACUCUACUGGACCCAAACAUGUCAAGGGCAUCACAAAUGGCAACGCCGAGUCUGAAACAGAAUCGGUCAGCCCCAAGGGGAACAUCGCAACAGCUACCACUGCGGCUCCACAAGGUAAUCUGAGCAUCGUCUUCACCGACAUCGUCAAGUCGACGGCCAUGUGGGAAAAGAACCCCUCGGCCAUGUCCCGCGCCAUGUCUCUCCACGACGCCAGCAUCCGCUCCCUGAUCGAGCGCAACCGGGGCUACGAGGUCAAGCAGAACGGGGACGGCUUCAUGAUCGCCUUUUCCACCGCGGCGUCGGCCGUCCAAUUCUGUCUCGACGUUCAAGAGGAUCUCCUCGCCGAACACUGGCCUGCUGGCAUCCUCGACCUGCCCAACGGCCAAACCACCCUCGACGACCAGGGACACGUCCUGUUCCGUGGCCUGAAGCUGCGCAUGUCCGCUCAUUGGGGCACGCCGGUGUCCAACUGGAACGAAAUCAUCCAGCGCAUGGACUAUCUCGGACCGAUGGUCAACCGCGCCGCCCGCUUCAUCGAGGUCACCGAACCUGGUCAGAUCGUGGUGUCGGAAGAUUUUUUGCUACAGUUGCAAGGAGAGUUGACCUCGACCAAAGUCGACAGCGACAGCGCCGACGGUCGGGCCAGAUCACCACCCGAAAAGAAGACCACGCAGAACAGGCUCGACCUGAAUGUGCUGAGGUCGCACAACGACCAGGAUAAGUUGACGGAUCAAUCCUUUGCCAUCAAGCGCCUGGGCAAUCACAGAUUCAAAGGCCUGGACGAACCGCAGACUCUGUACUUCUUGGUGCCGGAAUCGCUGGAAGGCCGCGUCGCACACUGGCACCAAGUCAAGCACGUGUCAGGGGUCAAGGGCAAUGUUCGAUCAGACAAUGGCCAGGGAGACGGCGGCAAAAACGACGAUUGAGGAUGUUUUGCCAAAUCUGAGGGUCCAAGGAUUUUCUCUUCUCUUUUCCCUUUCUUCUGACUUCCGUCAGUUGCAUUGCUACGGUCGGGGUUUGGUUUGUGUAAAGUACCAGCAAGGAGUUCAUGAUUUCAGGCAACAGACUACAGCACAAUGUGGUGUGCGCGGCGUUCAAGGUUACUUGGGGGUUUUGGAAAUGGAUAGUUUCACAACAUGCACAAUGGAACUCGACAAUGAGGUUCCUUUCUUCUCUUUUCGAACAACG
Messenger RNA from Exophiala oligosperma, 1612 nucleotides. RefSeq lists its product as uncharacterized. NCBI's taxonomy places the organism in Eukaryota, Fungi, Ascomycota, Eurotiomycetes, Chaetothyriales, Herpotrichiellaceae. The transcript has a single exon. The record is from RefSeq and is a predicted model, not a curated record. Gene Ontology annotation, biological process: cyclic nucleotide biosynthetic process; intracellular signal transduction. The coding region runs from base 1 to 1350 and encodes 449 amino acids.